Molecule: messenger RNA, 474 nt
Organism: Loa loa (African eye worm)
Lineage: Eukaryota; Metazoa; Nematoda; Chromadorea; Rhabditida; Onchocercidae
Exons: 4
Coding region: 1-474 (157 amino acids)
Source: RefSeq, a predicted model, not a curated record
AUGCCAGAAAAAAAAUUGCUGGACGAGACACAGUUUAGCAAUCCGAAACCAUAUGAUUAUAAUUUCGAAGACGAUCUCAAAAAAUUGGCUGAUAAAAACGAUAUAUACGAUGAAUUAGUGCCUUAUCUGCCAACAUUUGUUCUACACAAAAACGGCAAAAAUGCUGGACGAACAAGCGUACCAAUUAUUACUCGUAAAAUGCCAAGUUGGUCAACACCUUCCCCCAGACAAAAGUAUGUUGAACCUUAUGGGCCAUUUUCUGCUAAGUUUUCCAAUAGUUUUCAACGAUCUGCUCUGCAAAGACCAGAAGCGCUGACUGUUAAGCCAGUCAGUCAAAGCAUGUAUUCUCAACUUUUUCCACAGCGACAGUGCUUGCGUACAAUUUAUACUGCUAUACGGCUGGCAUUUGCACUAUAUCACUAUGCUUAUUCACUUAACAGUCAAAAAGAAAUAUUUAAAAAGCUUGCACCAUAA